GGAGAAGUUAUAACGGGUGCCAAUUAUUUUGUUUUCAAACGUGUUAAAUUGUAUGAGGUUGCGUAAUUAAAGAUGUUACCGUAGUACUACAGCAACUGAUAUCACCAGCUAUGGAAUUGUUUUGAUAUGAUGUGGCAUUAUACUUCUGUUUCCAGUCGACAAUAUUUGAGGGUACAAUGUUGACCAACAAGCUGCUGACCCUGGUGCUGGUGGUGCAGCCUGGACGGGUGCUGCUGGGCAUGAAGAAGAGAGGGUUCGGAGCAGGGAAGUGGAAUGGGUUUGGUGGCAAAGUCCAACCUGGGGAGACUAUUGAAGAGGCUGCCAGGCGAGAACUGCUGGAGGAAAGUGGCCUCACAGUGGAUGCACUUGAUAAGAUUGGAAAUAUCAAAUUUGAAUUCAUCGGAGAAACGGAGCUGCUUGAUGUCCAUGUUUUCCGAGCUGACAACUACAACGGGGAGCCAACAGAGUCAGAUGAGAUGCGGCCGCAGUGGUUCGACUCGGACAAGAUACCCUUCAGUCAAAUGUGGGUUGACGAUAUUCUGUGGUUUCCACUGAUGCUUCAAAAGAAGAAGUUCUUGGGCUACUUCAAAUUUCAGGGUCAUGACUUGAUCAUCGAUCACAAAUUGGAGGAGGUAGAAAAGCUUUAAGACAGAUUACUGGCCUCUGACUCAUUCAUACUGUAUCAAAGAGCAUUCCCACAUGUUGUCUACCUGAAACAUCCCUGGAGAAAUACUGCAGAAUUCCUACUGAUUCCAGCUACCCUUGUUCAUUCAUAUUCAGUGCCAAGAAAUCCCCAGGUCUUUGUAAAUUUACAAACACUUUGUUGCCAGUGACCAUAUGCCUGUGAAUCAGUAAUAAUAAUUCCCACUGAGCCAAAACUAAAUACUGGAUGUGUAAAUGUUGCUGAGAUAUGUAUCCCAUUCCACUAUUGUGUUUAUAUUACAUUUUUAAAGUAUGUGCGAAUGCAGUGUGCUCUUUAGUAAAGAAUGCACCACUUUUUUGUUACUUUAUCAAACAGGUGGUAUGGUAAACUGGAAUGACAAUGAUUUUGAUUGUUCAACAUCCUGUUUAAUUAAAUUUAGUAUCAGGGCAA
Molecule: messenger RNA, 1093 nt
Organism: Salvelinus sp. IW2-2015
Lineage: Eukaryota; Metazoa; Chordata; Actinopteri; Salmoniformes; Salmonidae
Product: nudix (nucleoside diphosphate linked moiety X)-type motif 1
Biological process (GO): DNA protection
Molecular function (GO): 8-oxo-7,8-dihydroguanosine triphosphate pyrophosphatase activity
Source: RefSeq, a predicted model, not a curated record